CCGGGCGGCCAGCCGGGGCCGGAGUCGGCCGGAGGCACACUGGCAGCCGCAGCCGGCUCGGGCAGUACCGACCAGGACUCCGAGGAGAUGGCAGCGGCCGAGCGGGAUUUGGCGGAAGACGCCCAGUGGAAGCGCAUCCAGCAAAACACGUUCACGCGCUGGGCCAACGAGCACCUCAAGACGGUGAGCAAGCACAUCGGCAACCUGGAGACGGACCUGUCGGACGGGCUGCGCCUCAUCACGCUCAUCGAGGUGCUGUCGGGCAAGAAGCUGCCCAAGUACAACAAGCGGCCCACCUUCCGCAGCCAGAAGCUGGAGAACGUCUCGGUGGCGCUGCAGUUCCUGGAGCGCGGCGAGGGCAUCCGCAUCGUCAACAUCGAUUCCACAGACAUCGUAGACUGUAAGCUCAAGUUGAUCCUAGGCCUAAUAUGGACGCUCAUCCUGCACUACUCCAUCUCCCUGCCCAUGUGGGAGGGCGAGGACGACUACCCCCCGGGCGACAAGCAGCCCACGCCAAAGCAGCGUUUGCUGCACUGGAUCCAGAGCAAGAUCCCCGACCUGCCCAUCACCAACUUCACGUCGGACUGGAACGACGGCCGGGCGGUAGGCGCGCUGGUGGACGCCGUGGCGCCAGGCCUGUGUCCGGACUGGCAGGACUGGGACCCCAAGGACGCGAUCCAGAACGCCGCCGAGGCCAUCGGGCUGGCUGACGACUGGCUCAACGUGCGGCAGCUCAUCACGCCCGAGGAGAUGGUGAACCCCAAGAUGGACGAGAUGUCCAUGAUGACGUACCUGUCCCAGUACCCCAGUGCCAAGCUCAAGCCCGGUGCGCCGCUGCGGCCCCGCACCAACCCCAACAGCAUUCCACCUCCUCGGGUCCGCGCGUACGGCCCCGGGAUCGAGCCCACCGGCCCCGUCGUCGGCGCGCCCGCCAACUUCACCGUGGAGACCUUCUCGGCCGGCAAGGGCAAGGUGGAGGUGACGGUGGAGGGCCCCAACGGCCAGCCCAUUCCGUGUGAGGUCCGGUUCAACAACGACCGCAGCCUGACGUACAGCUGCUCGUACUCGCCCAAGGCGGAGGGAAACCACAAGGUGUACAUCCGCUUCGCGGGGCGCGAGAUCCCCAAGUCGCCCUACCCCGUCCUGGUGGAGGGCCACGCCGGCGACCCCAGCAAGGUGACGGCCUCGGGACCCGGCCUGCAGCCCGAGGGCAACAUGGUCAACAGGCCGACGUACUUCGACAUCUCCACCAAAGACGCGGGCCGCGGCGUCCCCGAGGUGAUCGUGGUGGACCCUGCCGGCCACAAGAACAGCGUCCCCGUCAACGUCCGCCAGAUCUCGCCGGACCUGUGGCGCUGCGAGUACGUGGCGCCCAACGUGGGGCUGCACUCCGUCAACGUGUUCUUCGCCGGCCAGCCCAUCCCCAACAGCCCGUUCGGCGUCAGGAUCUCCCCGGUGUCGGACGCGCGCAAGGUGCGCUGCGCGGGCAGAGGCAUCCAGCCCAACGGGGUGCGCGUCCGCGACGCGGCCGACUUCAAGAUCUUCACGGAGGGCGCGGGCGAGGGCACGCCCGAGGUGCGCGUCAUCGGGCCGGGCGGCGUCAACGAGCCGGUGCGGCUGUCCAGGGCGGACGGGCAGCCGGGCAGCCCGGCCGGCACGUACCAGGCGGUGUACACGCCGCGCAAGGAGGGCCGUCAUGUUGUGAUGGUGACGUACGCGGGGCAGGAGGUGCCGCGCUCGCCCUUCGAGGUGAACGUCGGCCCGCACCGCGACACCAAGAUCAAGGCGUACGGGCCCGGCCUCAAGGGCGGCGUCGUCGGCUACCCCGCGCUCUUCACCGUGGACACCAACGGCGAGACGGGCGCGCUGGGCUUCAGCAUCGAGGGCCCGUCGGAGGCCAAGAUCGACUGCCACGACAACGGCGACGGGUCCGCCGACGUGCGCUACUACCCCACGGCGCCCGGCGAGUACGCCGUGCACAUCCUGUGCGACAACGAAGACAUCCCCGGCUCGCCCCACAUGGCCCGCGUGCUGCCCAACACCGACUACUUCCCGGACCGCGUCGUCUGCCAGGGCAAGGGCGUGGAGCGCGACGGCACCCACAAGGGCAAGCCCGCCGACUUCACGGUGGACACGCGCAAGGCUGGCAACGCGCCGCUCGACGUGCAGGUGAUCGACUCCAGAGGCAGCAACGUUGACGUCGGCGUCCGGGACAACCGGGACGGCACCUUCUCCUGCCAGUACACGCCCAAGCUGGGCGGCAAGCACCAAGUGCAGGUCAACUACGGCGGCGUGGCCACCAAGAACAGCCCCUACCGGGUGUACGCCGCGCAGCCCCUGAACCCCGCCGCCGUGCAGGUUUUCGGCCCCGGCGUGGAGAAGGGCGUCAAGACCAACUCCCCCACGCACUUCAACAUCGACUGCCGGGACGCCGGGGAAGGCGAGGUGCAGAUCGCGGUGAGCAACGAGAAGGGCCAGGACCUGCCCGCCACACUGCUGGACAACGAGGACGGCACCUACCGCGUCGACUACACUGCGCCCAGCCCCGGCAACCACACCGUGACCGUGCUGUACGGCGGCCACCAGGUGCCGCAGAGCCCCAUCCGCGUGGCCGUGGAGCCCCACGUGGACGUGUCCAAGGUCCGCGUCGACGGCCUGGAGCCCACCGCCCCCAUCAACAGCCUGCAGCAGUUCCGCGUGCUGACGCCGCCCGGCGUGGGGCGGCCGGCCGACCUGGCCGUGGCCAUCACCAGCCCGUCGGGGAGCCGCAUCAAGGCGCACGUGGUGCCGACGCACGAGGGCUUCCUGGUCAACUUCACGCCCACCGAGCUGGGCGAGUACCUGCUGGCGGUGACGCUGGGCGGGGAGCCGGUGUCGCCGCCACACCGCUUCACCUGCCUGGCCGGCAGCGACGCGAGCCGCGUCCGCGCCACGGGCCCCGGCCUCCAGGGCGGCGUCGUCAACAAGCCCGCCGAGUUCGUCAUCGACACCCGCGGCGCCGGCCAGGGCGGCCUCGGCGUCACCGUCGAGGGCCCCUGCGAGGCCGCCAUCAACUGCAGGGACAACGGCGACGGCACCUGCUCCGUCGCCUACCUGCCCACCGAGCUCGGCGACUACUCCAUCAACAUCACCUUCAACGACCAGCACAUCCCCGGGUCCCCGUUCCAGGCCGUCGUCUGCUCCGAGCAGGAGCAGCACAAGAUGCAGAACAUCAAGGUGUCCGGCACCGGCAUCCUGCCCAACGGCGUGUUCGUGGACUCGCCGACGGACUUCGUGGUGGACACGCGCGCGCUGGCCAAGCGGGACGACGGGCGCGUGACGUGCACCAUCACGAACCCGUCCGGGGGCCGCACCGAGAACCUGGUGACGGCGCAGCCCGACGGCACGUACCGCAUCGCGUACACGCCGUUCGAGGAGGGCCGGCACACCAUCGACAUCCUGUACGACGGCAUCCCCGUGCCCGGCUCGCCGUACGUGGUGACGGUGCGCGGCGGCUGCGACCCCAAGCGCUGCCGCGCCUUCGGCCCCGGCCUGGAGCGCGGCGUCGUGGACCGGCCCAACGUGUUCACCGUCGAGACCAAGGGCGCCGGCAAGGGCGGCCUGGGGCUGGCCAUCGAGGGGCCCUCCGAGGCCAAGAUGACCUGCAAGGACAACCGCGACGGCUCGUGCUCCGUCGAGUACAUCCCCACCGAGCCCGGCGACUACGACGUCAGCAUCAAGUUCGCCGACGCGCACAUUCCCGGCUCCCCCUUCAACGUGGCCGUGGACCGGCAGGUGAGCCCGUCCCAGGUGUCCGCGUCCGGACCCGGCCUGGACCCGGCGCAGUGCCGCGCGGGCGCGCCGCUCAACAUCAAGGUGGACGCCAGCAAGUCGGCCAAGGCGCCGCUCGGCGUCAACAUCCGGAGCGACAAAGGGCCGCUGCCGCAGAAGACUGAAGUCCGCGACAACCACGACGGCACCUACGACGUCAAGUACGUGGCGCCGCCGGAGGGGUCGACGGUGCUGGGCAGCAUCACGUGGGACGGCAAGGAGAUCGGCGGCAGCCCCUUCCAGAUGAAGGUCCGGCCGCGCGUCGAGCCCGACCGCGUGCGCGUCGACGGCCCCGGCGUGUCCAGCAAGGGCGUGCCCGCCUCCAUCCCCGUCGACUUCGUCAUCGACGCCAGGCAGGCCGGCGCCGGGGACCUGCAGGUCCAGGUUCUGGGCCCGGACGGCUACCCGCGCAAGGUGAAGGUGGUGGACAACGGCGACGGCACCUACAAGGUGACGUACACGCCGGACGACUGCGGCCGCUACAAGAUCAACAUCAAGUACGCCGGCAAGGACGUCCCCAACUGCCCCAUCAGCGUGCAGGCCUUCGCCACGGGCAACGCCGACAAGUGCAAGAUCACCGAGGGCAUCCAGCAGAACCUGGCCAGCGGCGAGGAGUACUGCAUCACCGUCAACGCCAAGAACGCCGGCCUGGGCGCCGUCACCUGCCGCAUCCGCUCCACGUCGGGGAGUGACCUGGACAUCGACAUUGAGGACAACGGCGACGGCACCUUCUCGGUGUACUACACCGUCAAGGACGCUGGCGACUACACCCUGAGCGUCAAGUUCGGCGGCCAGCCCGUCCCCGGGGGCUUCUACACGUUCACGGCGAGUCCCGAGGACGACUUCGUGAAGCAGGAACGCGCGGCGAACCAGGCGCAGCAGAGCCAGCAGAGCCAGCAGAGCCAGCACGUGGGCCGAGGCAGCAGCGUCACCAGGACCACCACCACCACCACCACCCGGACGCACCAGGAGUACCGCAGCGUCCAGUUCCCCAAGAUCCCCUUGCCCUCCACUGGCGGGCACGUCAACGCGGAGGUGAAGAUGCCGAGCGGCAACGUGGACAAGCCCGUCAUCGAGGACAACCGCGAUGGCACGGUGUGCGUCAAGUACGAGCCGCGCGAGGAGGGGCUGCACGAGCUGGCCGUCAAGUACAACGGCGAGCACGUCCAGGGGUCCCCCUUCAAGUUUCACGUGGACUCGCUAAGCAGCGGCUACGUGACGGCGUACGGGCCGGGCCUGACGCACGGCGUGUGUGGCGAACCGGGAAACUUUACCAUCUCCACCAAGGGCUCCGGCGCGGGCGGCCUGUCCAUGGCCGUGGAGGGCCCCAGCAAGGCGGAGAUCAGCUGCCACGACAACAAGGACGGCACCGUGUCCGUGUCGUACCUGCCCACCGCCCCCGGCGAGUACAAGAUCACCGUCAAGUUCGGCGACAAGCACAUCAAGGGCAGCCCCUACAACGCCAAGAUCACGGGCGAGGGCCGCAAGCGCAACCAGAUCUCGGUGGGCUCGUGCAGUGAGGUGUCCCUGCCCGGCAAGGUGUCCGAGCAGGACAUCCGCUCCCUCAACGCGUCCAUCCAGGCGCCCAGUGGCCUGGAGGAGCCCUGCUUCCUCAAGAAGCUGCCCAACAACAACCUGGGCAUCUCCUUCACGCCCCGAGAGGUCGGCGAGCACGUGGUGUCCGUGAAGCGCAUGGGCAAGCACAUCACCAACUCGCCCUUUAAGAUCACCGUGGCGGACAAGGAGGUGGGCGACGCCAAGAAGGUCAAGGUGACGGGCAACGCGCUCAAGGACGGCAAGACCCACGUGGACAACACCUUCACCGUGGACACGCGCAAUGCCGGCUACGGCGGCCUGUCCCUCUCCAUCGAGGGCCCCAGCAAGGCGGAGAUCCAGUGCCAGGACAAGGAGGACGGCACGCUCAACAUCUCGUACAAGCCCACCGAGCCGGGCUACUACAUCGUGAACCUCAAGUUCGCCGACCACCACGUGGAGGGCUCCCCCUUCACCGUGAAGGUGCAGGGCGAGGGCAGCAACCGGCAGCGCGAGAAGAUCCAGCGGCAGCGCGAGGCCGUGCCCAUCACCGAGGUCGGCAGCGAGUGCAAGCUCACCUUCAAGAUGCCGGGAGUGACGUCGCUGGACUUGUCGUCGACGGUGACGUCCCCGGGCGGCGUGACGGAGGACGCCGAGAUCAACGAGGUGGAGGACGGGCUGUACGCGGUGCACUUCGUGCCCAAGGAGCUCGGCGUGCACACGGUGUCGGUGCGCUACAAGGAGAUGCACAUCCCCGGCUCGCCCUUCCAGUUUACGGUGGGCCCGCUGCGGGACGGCGGCGCGCACCGCGUCCACGCCGGCGGCCCCGGCCUGGAGCGCGGUGAGGCGGGCCAGCCCACCGAGUUCAACGUGUGGACCCGCGAGGCCGGCGCAGGCUCGCUCGCCAUCUCCGUGGAGGGCCCCAGCAAGGCCGAGAUCGACUUCAAGGACCGCAAGGACGGCUCCUGCUACGUCAGCUACCGGGUGGGCGACCCAGGCGAGUACCGCGUGGGCAUCAAGUUCAACGACCAGCACAUCCCCGACUCGCCCUACAAGGUGUACAUCUCGCCGGCCAUGGGCGACGCGCACAAGCUGGAGGUGGCGCAGUUCCCCACGGACGUGCAGGUGGACAAGCCCGCCCAGUUCCUGGUGCACAAGAACGGCGCCAAGGGCGAGCUGGACGCCAAGAUCGUGUCCCCCGGCGGCUCCGAGGACGACUGCUUCAUCCAGCUCAUCGACCAGGACACGUACUCCGUGCGCUUCAUGCCGCGCGAGAACGGCGUCAACUCGAUCCACUCCAAGUUCAACGGCGUGCACAUUCCCGGGUCGCCCUUCCGCAUCAAGGUGGGCAAGGAGGACGCCGACCCCGCCGCCGUGCACGCCGUGGGCAACGGCCUGGGCGAGGUCAAGACCGGCCACAAGACGGACUUCAUCGUUGACACCUGUGCCGCUGGAGCCGGUACACUGGCUGUGACCAUCGACGGGCCGUCCAAGGUGUCCAUGGACUGCACGGAGGUGGAGGAGGGCUACAAAGUGCGGUACACCCCGCUGGUGCCGGGAGACUACUACAUUAGCGUCAAGUACAACAGCUAUCACAUCGUUGGCUCUCCCUUCAAAGUUACUUGCACUGGUGAGGACUUAGCUGAGCGAGGAGCGCAAGAAUCUUCUUCAGUAGUGGUGGAGACUGUUCAUAAGGUUUCAAAGAGCAGGGUUCAAGGUCCGACACUACCACACUUCAAAUCUGAUGCAUCAAAGGUGACUUGCAAAGGAAUGGGCCUCAAGAAGGCGUAUCUUCAGAAGCAAAACCAGUUCACUGUCCAUGCUGGAGAUGCAGGUAACAAUAUCCUUUAUGUAGGUAUGUAUGGUCCUAAGGGCCCAUGCGAAGAGUGUUUCAUUAAACAUAUGGGACGCAACAAUUACCAAGUGAACUAUGUUGUGCGUGAACGAGGAGAUUAUAUUGUGUUGGUUAAAUGGGGUGAUGAGCACAUUCCUGGCUCACCAUUCAAGGUGGAUGUCUGAGGGGACUGUCCAUCCAAUCUCCAUUUCUCAUUGCUAUUUAAUUUUAUUCCUUGUCAUAGGCCGUCAGGUCUUCUUGGGACUGUGAACAUUUUGUCCUUGCCGAUUUGUUCUUCAACAGUUUCUAUGCAAGUCAUUCAUAUCUCAAUGAACUUCUUAAUUUAUUGAAUGUAUUUUUCACAUGAUGAGUGUGUGUGUGAACUCUAAAUCUAUUGCCAUUUCGAGGCUAUUUUUCUUAUGCAGUGAGACAGUCUAAAUGAAGGCUAAGAGUUAAAAUUUGGUUGUCCCGUCCCUUUUAUGUUUGCAUUUUUUCCCGCAUUUGGUGACUUUUUUUUUUUUGUCAUGGGUUAUCUUAAACAGCCACCGGUUGGCUAAUGUUGAAAAACCCGUCAGGGUUUCAGUGCCUUAAACCUAGGAAUAAAUUGAUUGUGCCAAGUUGUGUAUAUUAUUGUUUUGUUUUUCAUUACUCUAUUUGGAGAAAGUGGGUAUAUUUUACCCUAUGCAUCAUCAUCAUGGAAUCUGGUCAGGUUUUUUCAUCCCUUAAAAUAAAAACAAACAGAUGUUUAUGAUUGUUAUUUUCUCCUCUGUACUUUUUGUCUGUUAUUAUAAUUUAAUUAUGUUGAAAUUAUGAAAUUUUUACGAAUCAUGGUUUAAGAUUCAUCCAAUCCUUAGCUUUCUUCUUUUUAUGCUAUAUGAAUAUCUAUUUUCUGUGUUGUUGCUGAUGCUUGCAUAUUGUGUAGUAUAUUUUUGAAUAAAAUUGUACAUAAUAUCUAUCUUUA
Molecule: messenger RNA, 8138 nt
Organism: Thrips palmi
Lineage: Eukaryota; Metazoa; Arthropoda; Insecta; Thysanoptera; Thripidae
Gene: cher
Product: filamin-A
Exons: 31
Coding region: 88-7362 (2424 amino acids)
Biological process (GO): actin cytoskeleton organization
Molecular function (GO): actin filament binding
Source: RefSeq, a predicted model, not a curated record